UUAAUGAUUUGAUAGCAACAAAAAAACCAAAACACAACAGAGAAGAAAGUGAAAUUGCUUUCGAGCAAAAAGGGGCAAGCAACUUUUUUUUUUCUUUUUUUUUUAAAGGCGAACUCUGCAAGAUUCAAUCCGCCAUUGAAGCUCCUUCACUCUCUUAUUCAUCUUCUUCCUCAAGUUAAAAGUCUAAUGAGGAAACUUACGUGGCGUGUUUGAAUCUCUCCUUUCUUUAUAUAGAACACCACCAACCUUCAACAUCAAAAAAGCUAGUAUUUCGUAAGCGGUUACUAAACUGACUUGAGAAGGUUUGAUGGGAACAGGGAACUCAAAGGAAAGCUGGAGACAGGAGUCUUCUUCAUCAUCGUUUAGGUCAGCUUCAGCUUCAUCAGCAUCACCUUCUUCAUCUUCUUGGGCUUCUCAUCAAAGCUAUCCUCAGUACGGUCCAGAAAGCUAUAACUAUCCUCCUACGCCUUCAUAUGCUCCUCCUCCACCUCCUGAGUAUGCGCAGCCUCCUCCUGCACCUUCUUAUAGCACUCAGCCUUAUUCUCAGCCGCCUUCUUAUAGUCAUGGCAAUGAUAAGAAGAGGUUGGAGCGCAAGUUUUCUAAAAUCUCUGAUGAGUACUCCUCUUUGGAGCAGGUGACGGAGGCUCUUGCACGUGCGGGUCUAGAAUCUUCUAAUCUCAUUGUUGGUAUUGAUUUCACUAAGAGCAACGAGUGGACAGGGGCUAGGUCCUUUAAUAGGAAGAGCUUACAUUACAUAGGCAAUAAUCCCAACCCUUAUGAACAAGCUAUAACUAUCAUAGGAAGAACAUUAGCCGCUUUUGACGAGGACAACUUGAUUCCAUGCUAUGGUUUUGGAGAUGCGUCAACGCAUGAUCAAGAUGUGUUUAGUUUCAAUCCUGAGGAUAGGUUCUGUAAUGGGUUUGAGGAAGUGCUUGGUCGGUAUAAAGAGAUCGUGCCUCAGCUUAAGCUCGCAGGGCCAACUUCAUUUGCUCCGAUUAUCGAUAUGGCUAUGACCAUUGUUGAGCAGAGUGGUGGACAGUACCACGUCCUAGUGAUAAUAGCAGAUGGGCAGGUUACAAGAAGUGUUGACACUGAAAAUGGACAGUUAAGUCCGCAAGAGCAGAAGACUGUUGAGGCUAUCGUGCAAGCGAGUAAGCUUCCUCUAUCAAUAGUCUUAGUGGGGGUUGGGGAUGGACCAUGGGAUAUGAUGAGGGAGUUUGACGAUAAUAUUCCAUCCAGAGCUUUUGAUAACUUCCAAUUUGUGAACUUCACAGAGAUCAUGUCAAAGAACAAAGCACAGUCCCUGAAGGAAACAGAGUUUGCCCUCUCUGCUCUCAUGGAGAUCCCUCAGCAAUACAAGGCCACAUUAGAGCUUAGCCUUUUAGGCAGAAGAAGAAAUGGGAAUAUCCAGGAACGAUUCCCUCUUCCACCUCCAAUGCAUGGUGGAGGAUCAUCCUUCAACAACAAGCCAAAGACUAAUCGUGUUCCAAGUUUCAAACCGAGUGUACCUCCUUAUCCAUCUGAAAGCUAUCCCGUAAGGUCUAGUCCUGCACCACCACCAGCUACAAUCUCUGCUUCUGAUAACCAGCUGUGUCCGAUUUGUCUGAGCAGUCCUAAAGACAUGGCCUUUGGUUGUGGCCAUCAGACUUGUUGCGACUGUGGACCGGAUCUUGAAAUGUGUCCGAUUUGCCGUGCACCGAUCCAGACAAGAAUAAAGCUCUACUAACAAGCAGGGGGCCAAGAUCGACUACACUUCUCUCUUUGUGUUAGUUUUGUUCGUUGAUUCACUUUUCUAACUUGAUCGUUUACAAAAUCUUUUGUCUUCUUUGCUUGGAAUUAAAAUGUUGCUAUCAAUGCUUGAUCCUUUGUCCGUUUUUCAGUUCUUUUGAUUGAUUUUUUUUUUCUAAUAAAUUUGAGUCCUGAAAUUGGCUA
This is a messenger RNA of Brassica napus (rape), 1932 nucleotides long. Its product is annotated as E3 ubiquitin-protein ligase RGLG2. Lineage: Eukaryota; Viridiplantae; Streptophyta; Magnoliopsida; Brassicales; Brassicaceae. Gene Ontology annotation, biological process: protein K63-linked ubiquitination. Bases 308 to 1726 code for a protein of 472 amino acids. The record is from RefSeq and is a predicted model, not a curated record. Gene Ontology annotation, molecular function: ubiquitin protein ligase activity. The transcript has 10 exons.